UCGUCGUUGGGUGCUAUUAUUCAUCGUGUUUGGCCCCUUGAGUUUGGCAUCUUCGUCUACUACAUUUGGUCUCUUAGGUUUGGUUUCUCUUCUUAAAACUAUCUCUAGUAUACUCUUGGCUUUAUUUUUGGCACGUCAUUAUAUAACUUUGUUAGUAG
Messenger RNA from Dentiscutata heterogama, 158 nucleotides. The record is from the annotation of a GenBank genome assembly. Lineage: Eukaryota; Fungi; Glomeromycota; Glomeromycetes; Diversisporales; Gigasporaceae.